CGUGCGGGGAGGCGCUAUAAAGGGUUGUUUUCUACUUUGCAAGCUAAACAAUCUCCAUUUUGUGAGAGCCUUUCAGCUGACUAAAACGUCGUCCCAGUGAAACGGAAGAGUCAAAGAAAGAAAAAUAAAUUAAGCAGACCAGUCUAUCGCUAACCAGUUAUUAUCCGAAAGGAAAGGAAAUCUUAUCGUAUGUCCGCUAUCCAGAACCUCCAAACUUUCGACCCAUUUGCUGAUGCAACUAAGGGUAAUGACAGACUCCCAUCUGGGACUGACGACUACAUCCACAUAAGAAUCCAGCAGCGUAACGGCAGGAAGACUCUGACCACGGUCCAGGGCAUAGCCAUCGACUAUGAUAAGAAGAAGCUAGUCAAGGCCUUUAAGAAGAAAUUUGCCUGCAAUGGGACAGUGAUUGAGCACCCAGAGUAUGGGGAAGUGAUUCAGCUGCAAGGUGACCAGCGCAAGAAUAUCUGCACGUUUCUGAUUGAGAUUGGCCUGGCGAAAGAGGAGCAGCUCAAGGUCCACGGAUUCUAGAAGCUCUCAGCAGCCCUCUCUCCCCUGGUUGUGAUACUUCCCUCCCCUGUGCUGCAAUCACCGCACCCCCUUUAAGAUAAUGAUUACCUCUGAAUUGAGACUUUUUACUACCAGUUUAACUCCCCCCUCAUACGGGAGCAGUCCAGUGCAAACAUGGACAAACGGCUUGACAGAUGUGGGAUGAGUGGUGAUUUAGUUUUUUCCUUACAUUUUUUAGUUUGCUGUGUGAAGGGCACAAUUCCAUGUAACUCUUUUUGUUUUGUACAAGUUUCAAUAAAAUGAUCAACCGCCACCUCAUGCGGAAUCCUGUUGUGGUUGCGGGAUUUGGGGGCGGUGGUUAGAAUAGAUAAGGGUGGUUCAGUUUGGGGAGAAGCACUUAACUGCAGUUCCAAUGUUUUGUGGGGCUGCAUACGUCCAUGUUACAGCAGAGUGUUGCUGAAGUUCUGAUCAUCGCAGCCCCAUCUACAAGGUUGUGCUUCUUCCUUUUUAAAAAGUCAGCCAUGUUAGGAUUGAUGCUGGGCUACCAACUGAAAAGUGAGUAGGGGAGACUUGUUUAUACAAUUCCACAUUUUAUUCAAUAAAUAUUUGAAAUUGA
Molecule: messenger RNA, 1126 nt
Organism: Oncorhynchus kisutch (coho salmon)
Lineage: Eukaryota; Metazoa; Chordata; Actinopteri; Salmoniformes; Salmonidae
Product: eukaryotic translation initiation factor 1
Exons: 4
Coding region: 190-531 (113 amino acids)
Biological process (GO): translational initiation
Molecular function (GO): translation initiation factor activity
Source: RefSeq, a predicted model, not a curated record